Molecule: messenger RNA, 2315 nt
Organism: Pelobates fuscus (common spadefoot toad)
Lineage: Eukaryota; Metazoa; Chordata; Amphibia; Anura; Pelobatidae
Gene: SLC3A2
Product: solute carrier family 3 member 2
Exons: 10
Coding region: 109-1743 (544 amino acids)
Biological process (GO): L-leucine import across plasma membrane; phenylalanine transport; L-alanine import across plasma membrane
Cellular component (GO): apical plasma membrane; basolateral plasma membrane
Molecular function (GO): L-leucine transmembrane transporter activity; aromatic amino acid transmembrane transporter activity; L-alanine transmembrane transporter activity
Source: RefSeq, a predicted model, not a curated record
UUGUGGGAAGGGGAGCGGCCAGCUGUGUCUAUAAAGAGGGUGGCUGACAUUGAAAGCAGGCUAAGCACUUACGGACAGCUGACUGAGGUUGGCAGACUCUGAUACGCCAUGACACAAGACACUGCUCUAGAUAUGAAGGACGUGGAGCUGAACGAGCUGGACCCGGAGAAGGUCCCAAUGGCCGCAGAGGCAGGUGACCCCCCGGUUGGUGGAGGGGGAGAGAAAAAUGGGGUGGUCAAGGUGAAACUGGAGGAUGAAGAUGACGAGGGAGUCAGUACUCAGAAAUUCACCGGCCUGUCCAAGGAGGAGCUGCUGAAGGUGGCUGGCACCCCUGGGUGGGUGAGAGUCCGAUGGGCUCUGCUCGUCCUCUUCUGGCUGGGCUGGGCUGGUAUGCUAGCCGGAGCUGUGGUCAUCAUUGUCCAAGCACCCCGCUGCCGACCCCUUCCUGUGAUGCAAUGGUGGAACAAGGGCCCCAUCUACCAGAUCGGGAGCCCCGAGACCUUCCAGGACUCUAACGACGAUGGGGUCGGUGAUAUUCAAGGAAUACAUAAUCGUUUGGAUUCUCUCAGCUCCUUGAAAGUAAAAGGUGUACUAAUUGGACCGCUGCAUGUCACUCGAGAAGACGACUUUAUAAGUACUGAACUCACAAAUAUUGACCCAAAAUUCGGGACUGAAGAAGACCUCAGUCAACUAUUUGUAGCUGCCCACAAGAAAAGUAUUCAAAUCAUUUUGGACCUUACUCCUAAUUACCUGGGUGGUAAUGUAUGGUUUAACCAGCCUGACGAAAUCAAUGAUAUCCAGGACAAAUUCAAGCAAGCAAUGAACUAUUGGCUUGAAAAAGGAGCUGGAGGGAUAUAUUUCAGUGGAAUGGAGGACAUUCAUAAAUAUCCCGAAUUCCUUGAAGAAUUGAAAAACAUUACCGCUAAUUACAGCACCGGAGAUAAAGCCAGAGUCCUCUUGGCUUCCACAGAUGAAGCUUACUUUGAAAACGUGCUGACCCUUCUCAACAAGACCGAUGUGGGUCUGCUGUCUUCUCGCUUUUUGGUUGCUGCUAACUCAAGUAACCACGGCAAAAACUCCUUGGGCAAUCGUAUCACACAAUACCUAGAAGAAGUUGGUGAUCAGUGGAAUAGCUGGGCGAUUGGGGGACCACAGGUUGGACACUUGGCAUCUUUGGUUGAAGAAAAUCUGCUGCAUGUUUACCAGUUCCUGCUGUUCACACUUAAAGGCACACCAAUCACUCAGUAUGGGGAUGAAAUAGGACUCAGGGAUCUGUCUGAACAGCCGGCGUCUUCUCAGAAACCCUUUAUGCAGUGGGAUGAUUCUAUGUUCUAUGGCUUUUCCAGUAAGAUCCUACCGCGAGAAUCCAAUAUUAAUGCAAAUAUCUCAUUCAAGGCACAGGAAGAAGAUGCAAACUCCAUGUUGAGCAAAUACAAGCGCUUGAGUGAGCUUCGUGGAAAAGAACGAGCGCUCCUCCACGGUGACUUUCACAUUCUACACAACGGUGACCGCGCUCUGGCUUUCCUGCGCAGUUGGGACCAGAAUGAAAGAUUCAUUUCUGCAUUGAACUUUGAUCCAAACGGCAAGGUGGACAUGAAACUGGUUGGACAUGACCUACCAGAGCAGGGCUCGGUGGCUUUGAGUUCAGAUCCACAGAGGAAAGAGGGGAGCAGCGUUUCACUGACACAAUUAACGCUGGCACCGGGGGAGGCGUUACUACUUAAAUAUCCAUACAAUGGUUAACCAAAUGUCACCAUACAGGGGCAUCACUAUUACAUUCCAUAUGCUGACCCACCCUAACUACUCUACGCUAAGGUACAUGUAAUAUCAUUCCUUCAGGAUCAGAGUCAAUCAGUGUUAUUGUGAAUAAAUUUCUUGUAGUCAGGAAGCAGCCAACAUAGUUCCAGAGGGUAGAAGUGUACAAUAAAAGGCUCCUGAAACGCGUUAACAGCAAUAAGCAAAGUGUGUAUCUCCCUUAAUCCCCUACUUUCAUGAGGGAUAGUGAGAAGUUCUGGAAUAUGUGUAUGUGUGUGCACACCUAUGUGUGGUUUCUAAUCAUACAAUAUAUAUUAUGCAUGCAGUUUUUAACCCUAUUUUUUUUUUUUUUUUUUAAAUUCUAUAUUUGAAAGGGGUGUCUUUGCUUGUUUAUACAGUAUUUAAUCCUUUUGAGAGCUUUUAAAUUUGGGCUGCUUCUAGGAAGAGAUGAUGCUAUGUGUACCAGUGUGUGUAUAGGGAAUUUUUAAUAUAAAGCAACAUUAUUUUUUCUGGUCAGCAAACCAUUCCAACUACAAUAAAAUGAGCAUCCGCAAUCUCAA